AUGGCAAAGGCCUGCUCCUAUGGCCCAGCCAAGCUUCCGCUCCGCGAUCGCAGGGCACAACUACGAUCCACAGAUCAAGCCCCGUGGAUCGUCCAGAACUCGAGUCCUCAAAAUUGGUCAAAUGCAGCGACACAGGUAUCAAAAACGGGAGAAACACGGAAUCCAGCUACUUGGCAAUGGACUGAGUUGGAAAGGAUGAAGACUUUGGAUUCCUUCCCCAUCAUGAUGCCUCUUAGAUCAAAGGAGCUUCUUCACUACUUUAGACAAGUAGGUGAAGCAAUCGGCGUGCCCUCUGAACAGCAACCCGAACAGCAACUACAUGAUUGUAUGAGCUCGGCUGUUCAAGACCCAUUCGCCCUCCGUAAUAUGCUUCUAAUUGCCGGCAUACAUUAUGCAUGGAAUCUCGGAGAUCUCCAGACUUUUGAACCCACUUUUCUAUCACACAAGAUCCAAGCUAUCCGACUGGUCAACGAAGGGUUAAGCUGCCCCUCUAACGGGAAGGAUUAUAUGACCUGUGCUAAUUACAUCAUCACGUUGAGCUUCACGGAGUGCUGUCUUGGGAACUUCCGAGUUGCAGAAGCGCACCUCAGCGGCCUCAUGAGGUUCAUCGAUGCCCACAGAGCUAAUGAACAGAGCCCAAGCCCCGAGGACACUAUUAAAAGAGAGCUUACCGACCGGUACCUUAUUUUGGCCUACAACUUUGUUCACAGUCUGAAAAGUCGCCUGGACGAUUUCCUAGCCAGCAACGCUAUAGUGGAAAACAUUUCUCGUGACUCGGACCCAAAAGGUCUCGCAAGAGUCUUACAUCGCUGGCAUAUACAGGAAGCUACCGGUCUCGCCUUCAGACUAAAGACGAUCAAAAUGUUCCCGUACUUCUUUAGCUCGGCAAUUGUGACCAAAUACCCUCGCCACAUCGAUGUCAGUGACAUUAUCUCCUGUCUUACGCAGAUAACAAAACAACAUGAUGCAAGGUUUGCGGGAUCUGAGGCGACAUAUGAUGCUCAUUCCCGCUAUGAGCUCUGGGACAGCGGUGGCCCCUCGAGGCUGCUAUCUGCCGUGGUAAGCGCUCACAUGGACUCUAUUUCAAAUGAGCCACCCCUCUCCUCUCAAGCGAAGCCGGGGUUUGUCUCUUCAUGGUCCGGUUUCUGUGUCGCCAUUGGCAUGUAUCUCACAUCGGUGCUCGGCAUCUGGAAUCAAGGAUCCCCAGCGGAGAGCUCACUUCUGCAUCAUGUACUCCUGAUCCUAAAGCAGGAUUUGCAAACGAGCUGGCUUAACUUCAAGGCCCGGAGCAAAGAGUCGCAGGCCUUAUGGAUUUGGAAGUGGUUUGCUGGGGCGCUCACCAUAGCCCACGUCCAGCCAAAUGCUUGUGACAAGCGGUUCCGGGAGUUGAGUGCCGAAUUCCUAUCUCUCGCUGAACAUUGCCGUGGUGUCAUCAGGCAGGGCUCUGAACACUGGCCCGAGGUAAAAGCCUUGCUUUACGGUGUUGUUUGGCCUCAGGAGCUUCCCAACGAAAUGGACGUAAUCGAGUUUUGGAACAACCCCAUCCUGGGCUCGCUCAGUUCAAGUUCUUGA
Messenger RNA from Clonostachys solani, 1572 nucleotides. NCBI's taxonomy places the organism in Eukaryota, Fungi, Ascomycota, Sordariomycetes, Hypocreales, Bionectriaceae. The record is from the annotation of a GenBank genome assembly.